UCUCCGUUGAUUUCGCUAUGUCCUCUUCCAAAAUAACCGAAAUUGUAACGCUCGAUGCCAAGGCCAACAACCCGGUGAUGGUACACGGUCAUGUGCCGCAGCCAGCAAACGAAUGCCGUGGGUUGCGGGCUAUGGAUAUGGCCAAAAAUGGGACCGGAAUGGUUUUCGUAGGAUGCAAGAAAAACCUUUACCGUGGAUACGUGCAAUCAGCUGCACAGCAGCUCGAACAGCAACAACAGCGGACCUUUGUAGCGCUACGCAAUCGAACGACGGGCAAGAUGCGGAUGGUGGAGGUCGAAAGCUGCCAGCUAAGCAACGUCUGCCAUGACGAGCGCAUGCAAUCGAAUCAAUCCUUCGACCGAGAGAGCAUCAUAAGAUUGCUGGAAAAGUUCGACACCAAGGCGAGAACUCGUGUGCGUCGUCGUAUUCAGCGGGAGCAGGUUGACUUUAGCGUGAUCGGGAACCGGCUGGAGGAAACGAUGAACGAGGUGGCGGUAUCAAAAACCGACAAGUUGCUGGCAUCUCCUCCGUCCGAGGAGCAGGCUAACAAGCAACUCGUACAGAGUGAGAUCCGUUCGAAAGCAAAUCCACACGCACGCUCGCUACGCGAUCUCUACCGAGCGGAAGAUCUGAUCGGGGAAAGCGUUUUGCUCCGGAUCGACGAAGCGGCUCGUAACGUGCUGCACAUUUCACCGGAGCAACUCACUAUGGCCAACGUGUACCUAGAGAACAAAGUAAAGACAAUCAUGCAGUCCAGCGAGCCGACGUCCGAAGCGAACCUUCGCACGGUCAAGAUUUGUUUGUUCAUGGAUGUUCUGGCUCGAUUGCUGGCCAACCGCAACCAACGUCGGGCAAUGGAGCGCCAGCGAGUUCUAGUGUCGCCCUUGGCGCCGCUUCUGGUUGAGCCCAUCCGGCAGCAAUUUCUGCAGUUUCGCUGCGAGACAGGUCAAACACAGGGACGCGAGCAAGUUACCAAGUACACGCAGGACAAGGCGCUUCUCUACUAUUUGGCCUUGGCGUUCGUCGUGGAAGGUACGGACAUCGUGCCGGUUCCGGUGGUACACCGAUCGCUGCAGGUGUCAAAGGAAGAGAUGAUCACAUUCGGUCGGGCGAUCGGUGCGGCGUAUAAUGCUCGACAGGAUGUAUUCACCAAAGCGCUAAAUGUAUUGAAAAAGGACGAAGAAGACACAUCAAUGCUGUUGGGUAUUUCUGACGGUAACAUCGGUGGAAAGCGUCGCGGUGGCAAGCGAACCUAUGGAAAACGCUGA
This is a messenger RNA of Anopheles cruzii, 1268 nucleotides long. RefSeq lists its product as uncharacterized. NCBI's taxonomy places the organism in Eukaryota, Metazoa, Arthropoda, Insecta, Diptera, Culicidae. The record is from RefSeq and is a predicted model, not a curated record. Gene Ontology annotation, biological process: nucleolar large rRNA transcription by RNA polymerase I; transcription elongation by RNA polymerase I; RNA polymerase I preinitiation complex assembly. The transcript is spliced from 2 exons. Gene Ontology annotation, cellular component: RNA polymerase I complex. Gene Ontology annotation, molecular function: DNA binding. The coding region runs from base 18 to 1268 and encodes 416 amino acids.